UCCCCUCUGUCUAUCCUCUCUGGUCUGUCCCCUCUGCUGGCCUUUGCCCGACCGCCGACCAACCAUCCCAGACCUGAUUCAUUGAAAAGAAGAAAAGAAAAAAAGCUACUCCAGAAUGUCUUUCAGGACCUCCACCACCUCCUACAGGAGUUCUGCUGCCCCCAGGAACUUCAGCAGCAGCUCCUACGCAGGACCCGGCGGCAUCACCUCCCGCAAGAGCUACACUGUCAGGAGCUCCUAUGGAGCCGGUGGCAGCGGCGGCGGCAGCAGGGGCUUCGGCGGCGGCUUUGGCGGCGGCAUCACCAGCAGCAGCGCCUACAGCGUGAGCUCUGGCAUGGGCGGAGCGGGGGGCAUGGGCAUGGGCAUGGGAAUGGGCUACGGCGGCGGCAUGAUGGCUCAGGCCCCCAUCACCGCUGUCACCGUCAACAAGAGCCUGUUGGCCCCCCUGAACCUGGAGAUCGACCCCAACAUCCAGGUGGUCCGCAACCAGGAGAAGGAGCAGAUCAAGACGCUCAACAACCGCUUCGCCUCCUUCAUUGACAAGGUCCGCUUCCUGGAGCAGCAAAACAAGAUGCUGGAGACCAAGUGGAGCCUGCUGCAGGGACAGACCACCACCCGCUCCAACAUCGACGCCAUGUUCGAGGCCUACAUCGCCAACCUGCGCCGGCAGCUGGACAGCCUGGGCAACGACAAGAUGAAGCUGGAGGCCGACCUGCACAACAUGCAGGGCCUGGUGGAGGACUUCAAGAACAAGUAUGAAGACGAGAUCAACAAGCGCACAGAAUGUGAGAAUGACUUCGUCCUCAUCAAGAAGGAUGUGGAUGAAGCCUACAUGAACAAGGUGGAGCUGGAGGCCAAGCUGGAGAGUCUGACGGACGAGAUCAACUUCCUCCGGUCGAUCUACGAGGAGGAACUGCGCGAGCUCCAGAGCCAGAUCAAGGACACCUCCGUCAUCGUGGAGAUGGACAACAGCCGCAACCUGGACAUGGACUCCAUCGUGGCCGAGGUCCGGGCCCAGUAUGAGGACAUCGCCAACCGCACCCGCGCCGAGGCCGAGACGUGGUACAAGAGCAAGUAUGAAGAGAUGCAGACAUCCGCCAACAGAUACGGGGACGACCUGAGAGCCACCAAGACAGAGAUCUCAGACCUGAACCGCAUGAUCCAGAGGCUGACGUCAGAGAUCGACUCCGUCAAGGGACAGCGUGCCAACCUGGAGGCCCAGAUAGCCGAGGCCGAGGAGCGCGGCGAGAUGGCCGUCAAGGACGCCAAGCUCCGCAUCAAGGACCUGGAAGACGCCCUGCAGAGAGCCAAGCAGGACAUGGCCCGCCAGAUCCGCGAGUACCAGGACCUGAUGAACGUCAAGCUGGCGCUGGACAUUGAGAUCGCCACCUACAGGAAGCUGCUGGAGGGCGAGGAGGACAGGCUGGCGAACGGCAUCAAGGCCAUCAACAUCUCCCAACAGAGCACAAGUUACAGCGGCUACCCCGCGGACUCCAUGAGGACCAGCUACUCCAGCGGCGGCGGCUACUCCAGCGGCGGAUACUCCAGCGGCAACUACUCCAGCGGCGGCUACGGCGGCGGCAUGAGCAGCAUGAGCACCAUGAGCAGCAUGGGCAGCGGCGGAUACGGCGGCGGCUUCAGCAGCGGCAGCGCCGGCGGCUACAGCAGCACUCAGACCAAGAAGAACGUCGUCAUCAAGAUGAUCGAGACCAAGGACGGCCGGGUGGUGUCCGAGUCCUCCGAGGUCAUCGAGGAUUGAGCCGUCUAGUUUAGAGGUUUAGCUACCUGUCUGCUACGAUCUCCUCUGCCUCUCUGGUAGUUUUUUUCUACUCACACUUCACCCACGUCAACUAUUGUAAUAAACAAGCCCGAAGUAAAACGCUUGCAAACCCACUCUCCAGUAGAGAGAGAAAAAAAAAACGAGUUUUUCACGAAGCAAUAAACGAUCCUAACACUACCAAAGAUCUGAAAGGGACCAAAGAACUUAUCCUCUAUGUCUGAUGUCUGACAGUUUGUACAAAAAAAAAGAAGUUUCACGUCAGAAAAUGAGUCUUCAACUGAGAAAAGAUUGCAGCUAGCAAAUAAAAAGAAAAGAAAAAAGAAGAGAAAACUCAUCACACUCCCAUGAAGUCUGCGCGACUGCGCUUCCACACAUGAAGGGCCCUUGCGUCUCAUCGAAAAGGACAGUGACGUCGAAAAGGAAUGUGAAUGUGCUGAAACGGAGCUUCAGUGUUGUUGUUGUUGUUGUUGUCAACUAAUGUCUUCAGAUUGCCUGCUGCAGUAGGUAGUGCAUGUCUUCCCUGUGCGUGUCCUGUAACCCAAGCUGUCCGACCCCUUAGGAGGCCGCCCCGCGUCAGACUGUUGUCCUGAGGUGCUGUUUUUGCUACCAAACUGAAUAAAAAUGUGUUUACUGAACCACAGAAUGGAUUCGUUUUUAUUUCAAACGGAAAAGAAACUAGAACAUAAAAGUGGUCAGCUAAAUCCACAUGUUCAUUAACUGUAGAUAUACCGACCCCACAUGGCCAGACGUGGUAUUGCUGCAUAGACUGGCCUGCACGAUGUCAAAAGUGAUUCAAUAAUAGUUUCUCUGUAUGAUUGGAUCAAGAAAAGACUUUAUUUUUAAACAUUAGAGCAUGACUCACUCAACAGGCUUCACAAGUAAUAUGUAAAUAUUGAGACUGCAUCUUACGGCCACAUGGGACGGCACCGUCCCUCACUCGAAGACUGACAGAAAUCCUUUUUUGGUUUUGGGGAGAAGCCAGGGUCUCCUGAUGACGCAGGCACAGGCGAAUAUUUCAGCCAUACUUGGUUUGUUUACGCGGGGGCUGUUUGCAGAAAUUCCUGUCGGGUUCGUAGCCAGCGUUUCCUUUCAGAAGCUGGACUUGUAAAGUCUAUGAUAGCAGCAGCAUCAAUCAUGUGAUGGAUGACGUGUUUGUGGAUCGUUAUUUGCUGACUAAAACUCUUCUUACUUCUGAAGAAAGUAUUUUUCACUUCGGCUGCUAACGUCUGACGUAGUUUGUCUUAACGUUGUUGCUUGAAGGAGAUUUUAACAUUAGGAAGAAUGUAGCUGUAACGUUGUGUUGCUGUGCUUUUAAUGUUUUCUGUAGUGUUGUGAUGGAUUGUCAUCUUCGCUUUGAUCGGAGGCUCAAUAAAGGCCAGAAGUGGAUGUGA
Messenger RNA from Cololabis saira (Pacific saury), 3171 nucleotides. Its product is annotated as keratin, type II cytoskeletal 8-like. NCBI's taxonomy places the organism in Eukaryota, Metazoa, Chordata, Actinopteri, Beloniformes, Belonidae. The record is from RefSeq and is a predicted model, not a curated record. The coding region runs from base 116 to 1759 and encodes 547 amino acids. Gene Ontology annotation, molecular function: structural constituent of skin epidermis. Gene Ontology annotation, cellular component: keratin filament. Gene Ontology annotation, biological process: intermediate filament organization; keratinization. The transcript has 8 exons.